Trichoplax adhaerens is the source of this 1569-nucleotide messenger RNA. RefSeq lists its product as uncharacterized. Bases 1 to 1569 code for a protein of 522 amino acids. Lineage: Eukaryota; Metazoa; Placozoa; Uniplacotomia; Trichoplacea; Trichoplacidae. The transcript is spliced from 9 exons. The record is from RefSeq and is a predicted model, not a curated record. Gene Ontology annotation, molecular function: CoA-ligase activity.
AUGAGUACAAUGUAUUUAUCCGUUAUUAGCAAACAUAGCCUAGGCUAUUUGGAAGUUGGAAUGUUCUUAGUUUGCGGCCCAAUCAAUACGGUGGAUGGAAUAACUGGUCGGUAUAUCACAUUUGGACAAUUUCGUGAUCAAAUACGCCGAUUUGGUUCAUAUUUAAUGCAAAAUGGUUUCCGUAAAGGCGAUUGCUUAGCAAUUUAUUCUACAAAUGUAUUAGAAUAUGCUGCUGUUUAUAUAGGAACUUUGUAUGCUGGCGGUGUUGUUACAACCAGCAAUCCGUUAUAUACUGUCCGUGAACUCAAGCAUCAGUUCGAUAUUACCGAAGCAAAAUAUGUUGUUACUAAUCCUGAAUUUGUUGAUAACGUUGAAGAAAUUUGUAAGCUUGUCCCUAUUAAAGAACGCUUUAUUAUUGGAGAGCUGGAUGGAUUUACAAGCAUACGCAAUAUCUUAGAAGACGAUCGAUUAACGAUUCGAUUACCAGCCAGAACAAUGGCAGAAGAUGUCGCGGCUGUCCCCUUCUCAAGUGGAACUACUGGAUUAGCCAAAGGUGUUUGCUUGACACAUCGCAAUAUCGUUACUGCCUGUCAGGCGGCUGUUAGCCCAGAACAAUUUCUUUUGAAAGAUCCUGAGAUCUUUUUGUGUGUUUUGCCACUUUAUCACAUCUUUGGAAUGAUCGUCUGCAUGCUAGCGCCUAUAUACUUUGGCGUAACCGUAAUUAUGUUGCCUCGAUUUGAUCCACAAGUAUUUUUAAAAUGUGUGGAAAAAUACAAGGUAACAUACGCACCGUUAGUGCCUCCCCUUGUCGCAUUUUUUGCUAAGCAUCCUAUGGUUGAUAAGUAUGAUAUCUCAUCGAUGUGGCGAUCAUCAUGCGGCGCUGCUCCAUUAAGCAAAGAACUUCAACAAGCAGCUGAAAAACGUUUAAAAAUCAAGAUAUUGCAAGGUUACGGAAUGACCGAAACUACAGGUAGUGGUCACCUUAAUCCAUAUAAUUCUAUCAGACAUGGCAGCGUUGGACAUUUGAUUCCUUUCAUGAAAUGCAAGGUCAUUGAUGUAUUGACUGGUGAGACAUUAGGACCCUACAAGGAGGGUGAAAUUCUGUUGAAAGGUGCAAUGAUAAUGAAAGGUUACUUGAAAAAUGAAAAAGCCACCCAAAAUACAAUCGAUAAAGACGGCUGGUUGCACACUGGUGACAUUGGUUAUUACGAUAGUGAUGAAUUUUUUUACGUUGUGGAUCGAGUUAAAGAGCUCAUUAAAUAUAAGGCUUUUCAGGUUGCACCAGCGGAAUUGGAAGCCUUAUUAAUGACACACGACAACGUCAUGGAUGCUGCAGUGAUUGGUGUUCCAGACGAAGACUGUGGAGAAUUGCCAAAAGGAAUUGUAGUAGUAAAGCCUGGUGCAUCAGCUAAAGAUAUUUUGGAGUUUGUCAAUAAGAAAGUAUCACCACAGAAAAAAUUACGUGGUGGUAUCGAAUUUGUAAAAGAGAUUCCUAAAUCUGCUAGCGGUAAAAUAUUACGACGUGUCCUAAAGGAAAGGGAAGCUAAACGUAUCAAAAGUAAAUAUUAA